UCAACCUCACUACGCUCCAAGAUGGCGGCUUCCAUUACUGUAUUUUUUGCGCUUCGUUAAUAAUAAUACAAUAAGAAUAUUAUCACCUGAGAUACAAGUAUACCAUUAAGGGUCAAAUCAUAGUAGACGCCUCCUUUUGUUUCUAUUCAGCGUUGCCUAAUGGUUACUUUUAGCUGGAGGUCGGGCGCGGUGGAAGACUGAGUGGAAUCCGGACACUUCUUCGAGUAUGGCCACCGAUAAUAAAAUUCAGUUUUGGAGGAGAAACGCUAAGGUUCCGGGAAGUCUGCAGCCAGUGUAUGGGGCGCAGCAUCCUCCCCUCGACCCGCGGAUAUCACUUUCCUUUGUGAAAGAAGCUCCCAAGCCAAACACUCUCUCUAUAAAGUCCAAGAAGGUGUCCAGCUUCCACGAGUUCGCCCGCAGCACCAAUGACGCGUGGGACAUCGGGGACGAUGAGGACGAAGAGUUCCUGGCAACCGGCCGCCAUACGGCCCUUCCCCCACCAGCGCCCACGUCGGCACCGGCGCCCCCCGGCGGCCUCAGUGUGACGGAAGCACUGGAUAUGGACGAACAGGCAGAGUUCAAAGCAGAAGAUGGGCGGGACAAAGGGAAGAUGGGCAGCAGACAGACCAAUGGGAGAGUGGUGAAGUCGAACAGUGAGGUCCAGCUCAGCACUGCAACAGUUCGCUCCCCCUUACAGAAGCAGCAGUCCCUCCCACUCCGUCCCAUCAUCCCUCUGGUGGCCCGCAUUUCAGACCAGAAUGCCUCUGGAGCCCCGCCCAUGACCGUCCGGGAGAAGAGCCGACUGGACAAGUUCCGUCAGCUGCUGGCCAGUCCCAACACAGACCUGGAGGAGCUGCGGAAGCACAGCUGGUCCGGGAUCCCGCGGGAGGUGCGGCCCGUCACUUGGAGACUCCUAUCGGGUUACCUUCCAGCCAACAUGGAGCGCAGGGAGCUGGUGCUGAAGCGGAAGAGGGAGGAGUAUUUUGGCUUCAUCGAGCAGUAUUACCACUCCAGGACGGACGAGAACCACAGGGACACCUACAGGCAGAUCCACAUCGACAUCCCCCGGACGAACCCCCUCAUCCCACUCUUCCAGCAGCCGCUGGUGCAAGAGGUGUUUGAGAGAAUCCUGUUUAUCUGGGCAAUUCGCCACCCCGCCAGUGGCUAUGUACAAGGCAUCAACGAUCUGGUCACCCCAUUCUUUGUGGUCUUCCUUUCUGAGUUUGUGGAGGAAGAUGUGGAAAACUUUGAAGUUUCAGCGCUGCCUCUGGACACGCAGAGGAACAUUGAGGCGGACAGCUUCUGGUGUCUGAGCAAGCUUCUGGAUGGCAUCCAGGAUAACUACACUUUUGCUCAGCCCGGGAUCCAGAUCAAGGUCAAGGCCCUGGAGGAGCUGGUCAGCAGGAUCGAUGAGGACGUGCACAGCCACUUCCAGCGGUACGAAGUGGAGUACCUGCAGUUUGCCUUUCGGUGGAUGAAUAACCUCCUAAUGCGAGAACUUCCCCUCCGCUGCACCAUCCGCCUCUGGGACACUUACCAGGCUGAAGCUGAGGGCUUCUCUCACUUUCACCUCUAUGUCUGCGCUGCCUUUCUGAUUGAAUGGAGGAAGGAGAUCUUGUCCAUGGUGGACUUCCAGAGCUUGCUCAUGCUGCUCCAGAACCUACCCACAAUUCACUGGGGCAACGAAGAAGUGGGACUGCUGCUCGCUGAAGCCUACAGGCUGAAGUACAUGUUCGCAGAUGCGCCCAACCACUACCGAAGAUAAUUCCAUCCACGGAUGGAGUGUGUAUACCUCCAUAGUGAUACGGAUGUGCUUUGGAACGUGCUGGAUGAGGAAUUCAAGUCCUCCUGCUUUGACAUAAGACAUUUACAGACAUAGACCCAAUUUCUAUCAUACAUGCACAGAAAAUGCACAUGUAGCCCCAUGGCUGAAGGAGCAGGGUGCCAAUCCCUUGAUUGCCCCUUAUUUGGGCAUUUCCUCCCCAGUCUCUGAUGGGCCUGGUAAAAUUUCCUUUGGACCCAGCAUUCAGUUUUCAAAACCAUGGGUUAGAACUGUCUACCUACUUGUCUGUUACAGAUUCUGAUAAAGCACUCAAAGAGCGGCUGGACAUUCCCAGGCUGUCAGCAGACUCACUUCCAGGAAGCACUGGAGGACCGAGCACUCUGAUUGCCAGGGACUGGGGGAAAAAAAAA
Messenger RNA from Paramormyrops kingsleyae, 2193 nucleotides. It is a transcript of the gene tbc1d22b, whose product is annotated as TBC1 domain family, member 22B. Lineage: Eukaryota; Metazoa; Chordata; Actinopteri; Osteoglossiformes; Mormyridae. Gene Ontology annotation, biological process: activation of GTPase activity. The record is from RefSeq and is a predicted model, not a curated record. Gene Ontology annotation, molecular function: GTPase activator activity.